AUGAAUGCUCUCAUUUGUCCUCUCCUUACAUUUAGGCGUCAAGGAAUAUUUAGUGAAUCCACCGACCACCUAUAUAAUGCAGCUACUCAAGAAAGGGAGACCACGUUGAACCAGCUAUUGAUAGAGCUUGAUGGGUUUGAUACAGGCAAAGGUGUUAUUUUUUUGGGUGCUACUAAUCGCAUGGAUUUGUUAGAUCCUGCACUUCUUCGUCCUGGUCGGUUCGAUCGUAAGAUAAGAAUUCGUCCUCCUAAUGCAAAAGGGAGAUUGGAAAUUUUGAAAGUUCAUGCGCGGAAUGUAAAAUUGUCAGAAUCUGUUGAUUUAGCUACUAUUCUCAGAACUUACCUG
Molecule: messenger RNA, 345 nt
Organism: Ilex paraguariensis (yerba mate)
Lineage: Eukaryota; Viridiplantae; Streptophyta; Magnoliopsida; Aquifoliales; Aquifoliaceae
Source: the annotation of a GenBank genome assembly